UCUCUUAGGUAAUGUGGUCAAUGGAUCCUCCUCUGGAACUGUGCCUAGAGCUGCAGCCCAAGGCCCCAGUGGUAAUGUCGCCAAUGGAUCUCCCUCUGGAAAUAUGCCUAAAGCUGCAACCCAAGGUCCCAAAGGUACUGCCGCUGCAAGCAGUCAUGCCCCAGGUCCUUCGGGGUACAGGCCCGCACCUCGCCGACGUCCUGUGCAACCCGACAAGUACAUGAGACUGCUGUUUUCUACGGACGGUAACGACAACGACAUCUCUGACUCUGAAUUUGUUCUGGACAGUGACAGUGACAGUGACAGUGACAGUGACAGUGACUUUGACAGUGACAGUGAAAGUGACAGGGACAAUGAACUGCGUGAAGGUGAGGAUGACCACCGGAACAGAGAAGUGCCGUUGCCUGAGACCCCAGACUUCUCAUUUGCUUGGUCAGAAGGGUCAGACUUCGUACCUGACCUGCACGAGUUUUGCUCUGACAGGAGUGGCGUGACGAGAGACUGGCCUUGCAACGACCAGUCAAAUGAGAGUGACUUUUUCCGUGCCUACUUGGAUGAUGAGUUGAUGUCAUUUGCGCACAGACUGAUAUACCAACUGUCAGUAAGAAAGAUCCUAGGGGAAAGUCUGGUGCCGUCGUCUGUAAGAUGA
Molecule: messenger RNA, 649 nt
Organism: Eriocheir sinensis (Chinese mitten crab)
Lineage: Eukaryota; Metazoa; Arthropoda; Malacostraca; Decapoda; Varunidae
Product: clumping factor B-like
Exons: 4
Coding region: 104-649 (181 amino acids)
Source: RefSeq, a predicted model, not a curated record